GUCCACAACUCUUUUUGUUUUGAUUUGUUUUUUGUUUUCCUAAAAUCGGGAGAUACAAUUUAUUUUAUUUUAUCUUAAUUUUAUUAAAAUAUUUAUUCGCGAAGUAUAUAAUUUUUAAGAAGUGUUUUUACGAUUGCAAUGUGCAGUGUGUUCAAAUUAGAUUUAAAUAAAUAUAGUAUUGAAGAUGUUUGCAGAACGUGUGGUAGAUGUGACGUUAUAACAUCUGCAAGUCUAGUGAAUAUUUUCGCUUCCGACUCUGAAGCUUUUCUAAAUAUUCUUCGGCAAUUCAAUUUAUGGAAAUUAAAUAUAUCUGAAGAUGACAGCCUGCCCCAAAAAAUGUGUAAACAAUGUGUUGGCAAAUUCACCCUGGUCGACAAUUUUCGCAAACAAUGUGAAAAUAUUCAAAAUGCUUUUAAAAUACUCCUAUUUGAGCAACGUAGGUUAAAAUCAAUGAAAAAGAUUGAAAAAUUACCCAAUGUUCAGCCAAAACUGGAGCAGCAAUUCACCGCCGAUGAGAGCCAGUCAUUUGAGUGUUUUGACGAGAUUCCUUUUGAAGAUGGAGAAUUUAAGAGUGUUCAGUACUUUGAGCUCGAGCCCCACAAACCUUUAGACUCGAACAGUGAAUGUGUUAAAGGGAAGUCCUCGGAAGAAAAACAAAAACCUGAAAUGCCAACGGCGGCGCCUAUUGAUGGUACAUCAGAUUUGUUUUAUGAUGAUAACAAUGACGAUGGAGCCAUCGAAGACGACGAUUGGAAUACGGUAUCAGAGGACGUGGUUCCAAAACUAGAGCGAAAUGAUGAUGAUGAAUCAAGCUUAGAUUCCGAUUUGCUAAGCUCAGAUGAUGAACGCAAAAUUAACCGUAAAAGCAAAGUAAGACCCAAUCAAUUUAAAUGUGAAUAUUGUAAAAACUUCUGCUUGGAAAAUCAAGAGGAUCUGGAUAAUCAUGUUAAAGAAAUCCAUUCAACUGAAACCCCAUACACAUGCUCUCUUUGUACAAAAACCUUUACAAAUGCCAAACAACGAAAUUGCCAUUUUAUGGUGAGCCAUAAGUGGAAGUCACAUGAAUGUGAUGUAUGUCACAAAAUGAUAAAAGGCGGCAAGCCAGGUCUGAAAAAUCACAAAGAUAAUGUUCACAAUAAAUCCGACCAUGAGUGUACUAUUUGCCAUAAAAAGUUCGAAAAUAUCUCCUUGAGUCGGUUUAGGUAUCAUUUACGGUGGCAUGAUAGCUCCAAGUUGUUUUCGUGUAAAUCUUGUGAUAAAAGUUUUGUCACCCGAUAUCACCUCGAAGAACAUGAACGUACACACACGGAUGAAAAGUCCUUCCUGUGCAAUAUAUGCGGUCUAGGACUGCGGUGCAAGCAAAAUUUAAUUUGGCACAUGAAGACACAUACGGGAGAAAGGACGUAUCAGUGCAAUCAAUGCAAUAAAGCUUUUCCAACACCAACUGCGCUAGCGUGUCAUAUAAAAACUCACAGUAACGAAAAAAAACACGAAUGUGAAAUUUGCAAUAAACUCUUUAAAACAAAAGGAAGCCUCAAAACGCACAUUGGUAAUGUACACAAAGUCGAUUUUAAUGAUGGAACUCCAAACUCUUCGCCACGCUAUUGUUGUCAAUUGUGUCCGAGAAAUUUCAUCUUCGAACGCGAUCUCAUUAAGCAUUUAAAAACGCACGAACAUAGGCGCCAUGUUUGUGAGGUAUGCGGAUUGUCCUACCUACAAUCUUCCCACCUUAAAAAACAUAUGGAUACUGUGCAUCUGAAUAUUAAACCUCAUGUAUGUUCUAUUUGUGGUCAUGCGUUUCCAUUUGAAUUUAAUCUUAAACAACACGAGCUUACACAUAAGGAAAAGGGGUUUAAGUGUAUGAUGUGCGAUAAGGCCUUUACGUUGCAUCCAUCAUUGGUUUCCCAUCAGAGAACUCACACCGGCGAAAAACCAUACCAAUGCCAUAUAUGUCAAAAGGCAUUCACAAAUAGAGGAAAUCUUAAAAGUCAUGUGGAGAAACAUUUAAUAGAGCAGAAACAAAAUCAGACUUUUACACAAAUUGUCUUACCAGUUAUCCCUGCUUCAGCAGAAAUUCCGCAACCGUCAGAGCUGAAUAUAUUUGAUAUAAACAGUUCGUGUGAUCAAACAGAACAGGAAGAUUUUAGCAAUCAGCUUAUCAAUCAAUGUGAACUGGAAUCAUUAAAAUAAAUAUUAUUUUCUUAGGUUCAA
Molecule: messenger RNA, 2211 nt
Organism: Eupeodes corollae
Lineage: Eukaryota; Metazoa; Arthropoda; Insecta; Diptera; Syrphidae
Gene: E(var)3-9
Product: zinc finger protein 25
Exons: 6
Coding region: 139-2190 (683 amino acids)
Cellular component (GO): nucleus
Molecular function (GO): zinc ion binding
Source: RefSeq, a predicted model, not a curated record